AAUGAAGGGAUAAGCUCUCUGAGUCUCGGACAGCUUAAAGGGCGGGCACCUCAGGGCUCAGACUGGCAUCAAAACCCUAGCUUUUAACCGAGGCACCUUCCGGCUCGUGCCAAAACCCUAGCUUUUUCUCUAGAAUCUCUCGUUCCCUACUGCAAUGACUUUGGCCAUCUUUUCCAGGGAAGGCCUUACAGCGUAAUUCCUUCUUUGUUCGGAAGAAAUUUCUAGGGUUUCUGUAGUUUUCAACUGAUUUACGGUAACUGCAUUUGGUUUCACUGCUAAAGAUGGCUUCUUGGAAGAGGAACUACCUGCUUCUUCGUCUCUGAUUAAGGGAAAGAGAUCACUGAAUCUAUAGAAAUUAGUGACAAGGCAUACCGCUCCAUCCAAACUCCACUCCAGCCUUGAAAUCAAAGCUUUUUUACAUCAAAAAAUGCAAUCGAAAUCUCGAAUCCAUGCUGAUCCACCUCUCCACAAUGAUCAAUUUGAUCGGAUCCCAGACUCCCUUGUCCUCCUAAUCCUUAACAAGGUCGCUGAUGUUCGCGCCCUUGGUCGCUGCUCUGCUGUCUCAAAAAGAUUCAAUUUCCUUGUUCCUCAUGUCCAUGAUGUCUACGUCAAGAUCGACCGCGUUGUAACCGUGGAUGGUGAUCCCUCAGAUGAAUCCCUAAACCUCGCAUCCCCGAAGCCUCGCAACCUCUUCUCCCACCUCUUUAAGCUCAUGCUCCUCACCAUCUUGAAACCCUUCCAACAUCUCCGAAACACAAGCAGCGGAAACAAACCCCUUCUCCCUCAGCUUUCACAUCAUUCCCCUGCCCAAGUCCUCAAGAACUUCACCCAAAUUCGCAACCUCCAGAUUGAACUCCCCGCCGGCGAUGUCGGCACCGAGGAUGGAGUGCUCCUCAGAUGGCGGGCUGAGUUUGGGAGCACGCUUCAGAAUUGUGUGAUUCUAGGAGGAACUCCUAUUGAUCGAAAGAGUAAUGUUAUUGAUCAGGAUCCAUUGCCUGUGGCUGAAGAAAAUGGGAGCAUACCCGAGUCAUUCUACUCCAAUGGUGGGCUAAAGCUGCGAGUCGUUUGGACAAUUAGCUCCUUAAUUGCAGCUUCAACAAGACAUUAUCUCCUUCGGCCGAUCAUUAAGAACCACCCAACACUGAGAACCUUGGUUCUGACUGAUUCUGAUGGGCAGGGCACACUGAGCAUGGGCACCGAGCAGCUGAGGGAGUUUAGGGAGAAGCCAUUAGCAGCUUCAGCUUCGACUAAUCGGACUCAAGUUCCAGCAUCGAAUAUGAAGCUGAGGUAUGCACCAUACCUCGAGCUUCCUGAAGGUAUAGGGAUGCAAGGAGCAACUUUGGUGGCGAUUAGGCCUUCAGGUGAGGGAAGCGGCGGUGGCGGCGGUGGGAAUAAUGGCAAUGGCAGGAAGGAAGCUGAGAACUUUCUGAAUGGCUCAUUCGAUGGUCCUUUCAGAGCUGCCGUGAAGAUGCUUGUGAAGCGCAAGACUUACCUCUUAGAGAUGAAUGGAUUCUAAAUCUUCCAGAAUUUUGUUUUGGAACAGAAGAUGGUCAUUUACAGCUUCAAUAGGUGGAGCAUCUAUUCCAACCUUUAUCACAAAUAAAUAUUUCUUUGCUUCACUUUUAUGUGUACAGGAAUAAAAUGUUGAAUCUUUAACUUAUAUGAGGUAGAUGAAGCAUGGAAUCUAUAAGUGAUUUUACUUGGCUUUGAGUACAUGGUGGGUUGCUGUUUUAAUGCAGUGCUUUAUCAUUUCUAGUAAGAAGAUCUAGCAGAUUUGUGUC
Dendrobium catenatum is the source of this 1781-nucleotide messenger RNA. Its product is annotated as F-box protein At5g46170. The transcript has 2 exons. Bases 428 to 1516 code for a protein of 362 amino acids. Gene Ontology annotation, molecular function: protein binding. NCBI's taxonomy places the organism in Eukaryota, Viridiplantae, Streptophyta, Magnoliopsida, Asparagales, Orchidaceae. The record is from RefSeq and is a predicted model, not a curated record.